This is a messenger RNA of Neohortaea acidophila, 2415 nucleotides long. RefSeq lists its product as uncharacterized. The record is from RefSeq and is a predicted model, not a curated record. The coding region runs from base 1 to 2415 and encodes 804 amino acids. NCBI's taxonomy places the organism in Eukaryota, Fungi, Ascomycota, Dothideomycetes, Mycosphaerellales, Teratosphaeriaceae. Gene Ontology annotation, molecular function: DNA-binding transcription factor activity, RNA polymerase II-specific; zinc ion binding. Gene Ontology annotation, biological process: regulation of DNA-templated transcription. The transcript has a single exon.
AUGGCAUCUUUGAUCGCCUCGCCUGCGAACGGUGUCGCGCCUCGCGCGGUGCGACGACAGUACCAGAGCUGCGACACGUGCCGGCAGAAGCGCAAGGCGUGCGAUGCUGGACGACUCGGCAUUCUGGACGAUGCACUGAAUGAGCAACACGCGCGCAGACCGUCCUGCUCGCCUUGUUUGAAGUACGGCAGAAGCUGCACUUUCUCCUGGCUUGCCCAGCAAUCCCGCCAGGCGCGCACGCUGCCUCGCCAUGCUCGUCCGAGUACUGGCAGUACCCGCUAUCGACCGAAGGAUCCCUUCAAGACGCCGCGAGAUCAGGCACCUUUCUUGGAUCCUCUUUGGACACUGGAACUGUCUCAGGAUGAUGCAGCGGGCGUGACCUUUCCGCCCGGCUGGCAAGAUGAAGUCUUCCACGGGCUCUAUGCCGCCACAGACGUUGCUGCUUCGUACUCCAUCCCGCAGGAGUCUUCUCCUUCUUCUGGCAUGUUGCCGACCAGCGGAGCCACGCAGUCGGUCUUAUGUUCGCCCAGUCUAAGCCAGACGCUUUUCACCCCACACGACCUAUCUCAGUCGACUGACGACCUCUUCGAUCCGAGUAUUUCUGGAAACCAAGGAGAUGUCCAUCAUCGAGCUGCCUCCUUCCAUCACGCAGACGACGCACUAGCCAUGGGUACGCAAAAGACUGGCAUCACCAACAUAUUGGUCAGCAUCUACCGGAACCAUCUCGAGCAUGCCUUGUCGUGCUGGUCUACCGCCAUCAACUGCCCAUACAACAACCCUGCCCAGACUGCGAGGGGACAAUCGAAUCAAAUGGCACUUCUCUAUAGAUGCACAUCGUAUUACGAGCGUGCUCGUCGAUUGGACCGUGCUGUGCUGAGCCUUGGCCUCAAAAGUCAUCCACCGAUCUCUUCGGGUCAAAGCGAGCUGGCUGCGCAGGUACUUCACAAAGUCAUUCUCGCGUUUUCGAGCCAGUGGAGUAGCACCGAUCAUGCGACAUCUGCUGGUGCGCGGAGCCCAUCGACAGCGGACCCACUGUCGCUACAUCUGUUGUCCACACUACAAAAAACAUUGUGGCAUGACGCGAAGCUCGCGCUUCAUGCCGCCGCCGGGAUCGCCUCUUUCCAGGUGGCUUUUGCCCAGCUCAUAUUCUCGUUCAUUCGCAGCCCCCUGGAUGAUCAAGCAAUGCCCGGGCGCCGCCAUUCCUCCGUCAGUUCACAGCAGGGGCGUCACGACACGAACACAUCGGAGGAAUCAGAUCCGUGUCUUGAGGUGCUGCGAUUGGAUGAGCCACCGACACACCUGGAAAAUGCGCUCCGCCAGUUGCUCCAUUGGCGCCGUUGGCUGUACUCGGAGCUGAGACGGAAUGCUCAAGGCAGUGCGAGCCUGAACCUCAAGCAGAAGACGUUCCUCAACGAGUUCAAUAUGCUGUUCUGGCUCGCGGUCAUGUGCGACACGACGUCGUCGGCCGUGAACGGUCGCAGCAUUGUCAUCUCGGACGAGGACACCGCCAUCGAGAAUAUUGGCCCAUCCCGCACGACCCACGCAACACUGACAUCUCCAGGUAUUGGUGAAAUUCCUGGAUCCCAGCAAACCGAGAAGCCCGUCCCGCUCUGGAACGAGAGGAUACUUGAUCGAAGCGCAGCUGCGGAUGAAGCAUGCCACAAUUGGCCGCUCCCAGAGUCUGAAGUUGAACGGAUAUUGCAGGAAGCCAUCCCGACCAAGGUCUUGCUUUUCCGCCGCGUUGCGAACCUGCAGACCCUUGUCCACCAAAACGCAUCAAACCAUAGAAUUGAGAACGCCAUUCAGGAUGCGUUGAUUGUCUAUCAGCACUGGCAGGCAAAGUACGCUGAUUUCAUGUCGAACUGCACGCAGCGCUGCAGCCACCUCUCUCCCUCCGUGCGCUCUUGGCAUGUCAUUCUGGCCGUGCACUGGCACUACGGUGCGAUUCUUCUCGCGGAAGCCAUCGAUCGCAUCGACGGAGCGUGGUCGAGCGACGAGCGACGCCGGUCGAAGCGCCAAUCGCUCUACAGUCCGACGGCUCUGGCGCUCGAGAACUCUGUAGCGAUCACGAGGCUCGCGGUGGGUUGUAGUCUGGUACGGGACACGAGCACUUGGCACGACUCCCCGCAGGACGACGGUGCGGACGCCAUGAUGAGCGAGCCGUGGUGUGAGAUUAUGAUUCGCUCGCUGAGCAAAGCCGCUGCUACCAUUUUGGCGGCCUGCUCGAAUGGCGCCACGGCAGAGCAGUGUCUCUGGCUGGAAGAGCAUGGUCUGGAUGCUGCUGAGCUGCGGCAUGGGGUGCAAGGGUGUAUUGCGGUUUUGCGUGAGCUCAGCCGCCGAUGCCAGUCGGCGGAAUUGGUGGCGGCCGCGCUGGAUCGCAGGCUCUCCACCCUGUCACUUUUCGCCUCGUACUAA